Megalops cyprinoides (Indo-Pacific tarpon) is the source of this 3231-nucleotide messenger RNA. RefSeq names its product mitogen-activated protein kinase kinase kinase kinase 3-like. The record is from RefSeq and is a predicted model, not a curated record. Bases 142 to 3039 code for a protein of 965 amino acids. Gene Ontology annotation, biological process: protein phosphorylation. The transcript is spliced from 35 exons. NCBI's taxonomy places the organism in Eukaryota, Metazoa, Chordata, Actinopteri, Elopiformes, Megalopidae. Gene Ontology annotation, molecular function: MAP kinase kinase kinase kinase activity; ATP binding.
UUGCGCAUUGGAAGCCAUGUUAAAGUUACAGUGAAGUGGGACUGUGAUUUUUUCCCCCUGACGCCAUAUGUUUAUUUGUUUGUUUCUUCCAGUCUGUAAAAUCCAUAAACAUACCGAUCGGAUUCAGAAACGGGGGUUCAGAUGAUGAAUUCCAGUUUCGACCUCUCCCGGCGGAAUCCGCAGGAGGAUUUCGAGCUCAUUCAGAGAAUAGGAAGCGGCACCUACGGAGAUGUCUACAAGGCCCGGAACGUCAACACCGGGGAGCUGGCUGCCAUUAAAGUCAUUAAGCUGGAACCCGGUGAGGACUUUGCCGUGGUACAGCAGGAAAUCAUCAUGAUGAAGGAUUGCAAGCACUCCAACAUUGUGGCGUAUUUUGGCAGCUACUUGAGGAGAGAUAAAUUAUGGAUAAGCAUGGAGUACUGUGGAGGAGGAUCUCUGCAGGAUAUAUAUCAUGUGACGGGGCCUUUGUCAGAAUCACAAAUAGCCUAUAUGUCACGAGAAACUCUUCAGGGUUUGUAUUAUCUACACAACAAAGGAAAAAUGCACAGAGACAUCAAGGGAGCAAAUAUCCUUUUAACCGACAAUGGGUAUGUGAAACUAGCUGACUUUGGCGUCUCAGCCCAGAUCACAGCAACACUAGCAAAGAGGAAGUCCUUCAUCGGUACUCCUUACUGGAUGGCCCCCGAAGUGGCCGCAGUAGAGAGGAAGGGUGGGUACAACCAGCUCUGUGACAUCUGGGCCGUGGGCAUCACCGCCAUCGAGCUGGCAGAGCUGCAGCCGCCCAUGUUCGACCUGCACCCCAUGAGGGCUCUCUUCUUGAUGACCAAGAGUAACUUCCAGCCUCCCAAACUGAAAGACAGAGUGAAGUGGACAAACAAUUUUCACCAUUUUGUUAAGAUGGCCUUAACGAAGAAUCCCAAGAAAAGGCCAACCGCUGAAAAACUAUUGCAGCACCCUUUCAUCUCGCAGCCUCUGAGCCGCACGCUUGCCAUUGAGCUCCUGGACAAAGCCAACAACCCCGACCACAGCACCUACCCUGACUUUGACGACGAUGACCCCGAGCCUGAGUCCCCUGUGUCAGUGCCCCAUCGAAUCCCGUCCACCAGCAGGAAUGCCCGGGAAGGGAAGACACUGUCUGAGAUCAACUUUGGCCAAGUCAAGUUUGACCCUCCAAUGAGGAAGGAGACAGAGCCCCAUCAUGAGCCGCCCGACACUGACGAUUUUUUGGACUGUGUGGAAGAAAUAUACUACACUGCAAGAUCUAAUCUGGAUCUCCAGCUGGAGCACAGUGGUGAGCCCCAGGGCAGUUCCCUAUUGGGAGGGAAUAAGAGUCUCCUAAAGUCAGUGGAAGAGGAGCUGCAGCAGAGGGGACAUGUGACACAUUUAGAGGAUGAGGAUGAUGAUGGUGAUGAUGAUGAUGAAACUCAACACUCCUCCAGCUCUACCAUGAGACCCAAAGUGCCCCCGCCGCUACCUCCUAAGCCAAAAUCCAUCAUCGUCCCCCAGGAGAGCACAUCUGGUGGAGAUGACAACAACCAGGGGACCAUCAAGCGCUGCCCCGCGUCAGAGAGUCCUGGCAGGCCAGCCUCCAACGUGCCCCCCCGGCCCCCGCCCCCCCGGCUUCCCCCACACAAGCGCAGCAGCCUAGGUAAUGAGUCUGCGCACAGUGAGGGCUCCUGGGACACAGAGGGGGAUGCUGGGAACUUAAGUCAUUUCUGGGAGUCGAUAAAUGCACCGCAUGAGGAGGACGAGGAGGACCAGAGCAAUGGGGUUAAUGGCUCUCAGGUUAACGGGGAGAAGGACAACAGUGCAGGAGAGAGGCAAUCCACAAUGCCCCCUACUGUCCCCAUACGGAAAGACAAGAAGGACAUUCCGAGACCCAUAAGUAAUGGUCUACCACCCACUCCAAAGGUUCAUAUGGGAGCUUGUUUCUCCAAGGUCUUCAACGGCUGCCCGUUAAAAAUCCACUGUGCCACGUCCUGGAUCAACCCCGACACGAGAGACCAGUAUUUGAUAUUUGGAGCAGAGGAGGGUAUUUACACUCUGAACCUCAAUGAAUUGCACGAGACGUCCAUGGAACAGAUUUUUCCACGAAGAUGUACAUGGCUCUAUGUCAUGAACAACAGUUUGCUCUCCAUAUCUGGAAAAGCCUCUCAGCUGUACUCUCACAACCUGGCAGGCCUUUUCGAGCAUGCCCGGCAAAUGCAGAAACUACCUGUGGCCAUUCCUACCCACAAACUUCCUGACAAAAUGAUUCCCAGGAAGUUUGCUGUAUCCAAUAAGAUUCCAGACACAAAAGGGUGCCAAAAAUGCUGUGUAGUGAGGAACCCAUACACAGGUCAUAAGUACCUCUGUGGGGCCUUCCAGUCCAGCAUUGUGCUGUUUGAGUGGGUCGAACCCAUGCAGAAGUUCAUGCUUAUCAAGAACAUUGACUUCCCCCUGCCCUGCCCACUGGAGGUGUUUGAGAUGCUGGUGGUCCCGGAGCAGCAGUACCCCCUGAUCUGUGUGGCGGUCAGCAAGGGCACGGAGCUCAGCCAGGUGGUGCGCUUCGAGACGGUCAACCCCAACUCCACCUCCUCCUGGUUCACUGAGUCAGAUGCACCACAGACCUGCGUGAUCCACAUCACCCAGCUGGAGAGGGACACCAUUUUAGUCUGCCUCGAUCGGUGCAUCAAGAUUGUGAAUUUGCAAGGGAGGUUGAAGUCUAGUAGGAAGCUGUCAGCUGAGCUGACCUUUAACUUCCAGAUUGAGUCAAUAGUUUGCCUCCAGGACAGUGUUUUGGCGUUCUGGAAACAUGGCAUGCAAGGGCGCAGCUUCAAAUCUAAUGAAAUUACACAAGAGAUAUCCGAUAACACAAGGAUUUUCCGGCUCUUGGGAUCUGACAGAAACUCUCAGCAGUACGUCUGUAUACGGAAGGAUACAGGGUUUGAUGAAUCCAGGGGCCUACCCAGAGUUGUGGUGCUAGAAAGCAGACCAACGGACAACCCCACAGCACACAGCAACCUGUACAUACUGGCAGGGCACGAGAAUAGCUACUGACCGUACUGCAUCAUGGGAUUGGAACUCACCACAGAGAACACUACUGCUCUCGCAACAGAGAAUGAUCUGUUACCCAGUGGGCUUGCUUCAGACUUGCCUUUUUCAUUUUAACAUUUUUAUUUAUUGUGGCAUGUUAACAAAGAUGCAGAGGACGUUUUCUUUUUUUAAUAUAAUUUCAUUUUUCAAAGUGUU